UAAUUCUAAAACGUAUCUUAUGUACUUGCGUAAUAAUUCCAUUAUUAAAUUGUAAUCUAAGUUAAACGCAAAGAAUGACAUAAAAUUUAUAAAAAAAAGUACUCAUAAAAAAUCUACUGCAAUACUUUCAUGAUAUUAUUUUGUCCGUUGAAUAGAUAAUUCUUAGUUGUAGCCAGAAUUUAUUUAAACACUAUAGUUCUCUAUCAACAGAAUUAAAUAUUACUUGUAAAUAAUAUCGUCUAAUUGUGUUUAAUAUUAGAAUGAAGUUUACACUCUUUAUUGUUCUUGCUGAAAUAUUUGUGUGCAUAUCAGUGAGUGCCAUUGAUCAACUUAGAGUGUUGAACGUCACAUCUACAACAUGCACUUUAUACUGGAAACAACCUCUAAAUGAUUCUACUAAAUUAAUGAACAUUAUAAGAACAUUAGAGUACAAUUAUAUUUUCUAUCCAUAUUCUAAUUGUCUCGAAGCACAAUACACUUGCGAGUGGUUGCAACCUGCAACUGUAUAUAACAUUUCAGUAGAUAUUUAUUUCCGAAAUGGUACAGAGGCAGCAAAUCCAAUCUCAACCGAGUGCACCACUAAGCCUAUGACAGAUAUCUACAUACCACCUGUUCUCAAACUAGAAGUGUUAGAAGUUACGACUACGACAUGCAAAAUCUCUUGGAUAAAACCUACAAGGCUUGAACAAUUCACAAAAUACGUUAUAACUGUCCUUGACAAUGAUUCUAAUUAUACUAGUUAUCGGUACUUUUCUUCCCUCUCUAAACUUCAAUAUACGAUCGAGGACCUCAAACCUGGUACUAAUUAUGACAUCUCAGUGUACAUUGACUACAAAGACAAUGAAGUCACAACUUCAUGCAUCACUAAACCUCAAUUAGGUGAACUCAAAGUGCUAGAAUCCACGAAUACAUUGUGCAAAAUUAUUUGGAAGAAACCUAUAAAUAAUGAUGAAACUUUAAAAUAUGUUGUCAGCGCAGUUGACUCUAAUUCUCUUCAACAGAAAAAUAAGCAAUGGGAAUAUUAUGAAAACAUAUAUGUAUUUCAACCCGAAAUACUUGUAACCUUGCCUAAUUUACAACCUGGAUCUAACUACAGCAUUUCAGUGUUUAAUGACAAAACAAACACCACAAUUUCAACGGAAUGCAUUACAAAGGCAGAAUUAGGUCAACUUACAGUGUUAGAUUCCACUGAUACAACAUGUAGGAUUUUAUGGAAAAAACCCACAGAUAGCUACGAUUUAUUAAAAUACGAUGUAACUGUAUUUUAUUCAAGGGAAUUUAACAAAACUUAUGAAUAUUAUUCCUGCUCUGCCGAAGUACAUUAUACUUUGAAUUUGCUACAAUCUGCAACUAAAUUUAACAUUUCAGUGUAUAUUUGGCACACAAAUACUCUAAUCUCAACGGAAUGUAUCACAAAAGUUAAUUCAUGUUUGGUAUAUUAGUAUACAAAAAUCUACGACAUUAAUAUAACUUGCCACUUUGCUAUCAAUGCAUCAAGAUAAAUGGAAGUUUUUACACGGAGAGAAAGUUUAUAUUAAAUUUUGUAAAAGAAUUUCCCAAUUUGGGGAAAAAGUGCCACAAACCGAAAUUUUGACAUUGAAAAUACUAAAUAGUGAAAGAAAU
Molecule: messenger RNA, 1623 nt
Organism: Leptopilina heterotoma
Lineage: Eukaryota; Metazoa; Arthropoda; Insecta; Hymenoptera; Figitidae
Product: fibronectin-like
Exons: 7
Coding region: 261-1442 (393 amino acids)
Molecular function (GO): protein binding
Source: RefSeq, a predicted model, not a curated record